Paraglomus brasilianum is the source of this 338-nucleotide messenger RNA. NCBI's taxonomy places the organism in Eukaryota, Fungi, Glomeromycota, Glomeromycetes, Paraglomerales, Paraglomeraceae. The record is from the annotation of a GenBank genome assembly.
GGGUAACGAAUAUCUUGAGUAAUUUGAAAAUGAUACCUGAUGACAAGCAGCCCGCGGAUUAUGAUCCGGUAGUGUGUGCAAAGAGUUACUGGAUAUUUGCCAAGCGCGGUGGUCUUCUCAAUGUGCUCCCUGAUGUGAACAUAUGGGUCAAGAAGAACGAGCCUAUAGCAACGCUUCAUUCUGUAUUUGGCAUUCUCGUCGAAACGUAUUAUGCCCCCGAGGAUGGUAUUGUAAUUGGGAAGGAAAUGGACCCUGUGUGUCAAAGUGGACAGAGGAUAUUGCAUCUUGGUGUUGUUGAAGAAGAGUUUGCGGCCAAAGUUGAUGAUGGGCAUUUGUAA